UCAUUCAAGACAUCUUUAUAGUUGGUAUUACCUAUAAUCUCAUGGUUGGUACUAUUGUAAAUGCACUUGUGUAUUCUUUGGAGAAAGUUGUCACCAGGUGGUCAGCCGUAAGGUAUAAGGUUAUGUUUCUCGUGUGUACGAAGUUUUAUCUUCAAAAUAUUACUUGAAUUUAGUGGUGUAUCAGUUGUACUUUAUUGGACAAUUUAAAAAUGCCCAAAACAAAAAAGAAGUUUAUUGACAAAAAGCAUGCUGUUACCUUCCACCUUGUUCACCGCAGCCAGCAAGAUCCUCUUGUUGCAGAUGAAAGUGCUCCCCAACAUGUGUUGGUACCAGCAAAUUCAGAGAAAGGGGAGAAGGUUAAUGUAAAGAAAAUAAAAGAAGAACAACAAAAAUAUGGAAUUUUCUUUGAUGAUGAUUAUAAUUACCUUCAACAUCUUCGAAGUAUUAAAGAAGUGGUGGGUGAUUUGCAACCGUCACCAAGGCCCAGACAAAAGGAUGAGUUCCCUCCACUGAAAGGUCAAAGCAGCAGUGCUGAGCCGCUUGUUAAAAUUCAGUUGCCAUCAUCAGUGUUUGCUUCUGCAGUAGAAGAGGAUAUUGGCAUGUUAAACAAAGCUGCACCACGUUCAGGACUUCGUUUGGAUUUAGACCCUGAUGUUGUUGCUGCUAUGGAUGACGAUUUUGAUUUUGAUAAUCCUGACAAUGAACUUGAAGAUAAUUUUAUAGAAUUAGCAAAUGCUGAAAAAAGCUCUGAUGAUGAGAGUUUGAGUGCUGAUUCUGCUUCUGAAGAGAAUUAUGAUGAUGAAAUUGAUGACGACGUUCCCAGCCUGCAAAGUAGUGAAUGUGCCUUUGAUGAGGAAGAAACAAAAUCACGGUUUACAAAUUAUUCAAUGUCAAGUUCUGUCAUAAGACGCAAUGAACAACUGACCUUAUUAGAUGAUCGUUUUGAGCAGUUAUUUGCCGAGUAUGAUGAUAACGAAAUUGGAGCUCUUGAUAGCGAAGAAAUCGAGGGGCACCUUACUCAGAAUUCUGAUCUCCUGGAGCAGUGCAUCGAAGAUUUUGAAAAACGAAAUGCUACCCACAAGCACGAGGUAGACAAAACCCUGAAGAUAAUAGAAAAUCAAUACACAGAUUCUGAAGAUGAAACAGAAUUAUUGGAAGUUCCUGAUAAAACAGAGAAAUGGGAUUGUGAAUCAAUACUUUCAACGUACUCCAACUUAUACAACCAUCCUAAAUUAAUCAGUGAACCAAAGGGUCCACAACGCAUUCGUGUAAGUGAACGGACUGGCAUGCCCUUGGAUGUACUUGAUGGUGGAAGUAAUAAAUUGACUGCCAAAUCACUUGCUAAGUUAGAUUCUGUAAACCAAGAAAUGGAUCAGCAUUGCAGAGCUGAAUCAAUUUUAUCCACUCUCUCUGCACUAUCCAUCAGAUCUAAAAAUGAGACCCCUGAAGAAAAGCGAAACAGGAAGAAAGCAGUUAAGGAAUAUAGACAGGCUCGAAGGAUGGAACGUAAAUUAAAUACAGAAGCAUUUAAAGAGGAGAAAAAGAGGCAAGAAAAAAUAUUGUUGAAUAACAGGUGUAAUCUGCAAGGUGUGAAAAUUAUAUAAUAAAUCUCAAAUGUGUAUAAUAGACUUAAUAUAAAAUAAAAAGCAGUAUGUUGUAUUAUGUGUGUUUUCUAAUUGUAAUGAAUUGACUGGUAGUUGUAUACUUUUUACCUUUCAAGACAUGACACACUUGUUUCAUGAAACAUUUUGUACAUGAUAUAUUUUAUGUAUGUUUCAUAAGUGGUUUUAUAAAAUUUCUGACUUUGCACUGUUGGCACAGAAGAAAUUAAUAUGAUUUAGAAGUAAAUAGAUAUUUUUGUAUUUUUGAAUAUACAAAAUUCAGAACCAAUUAAGUUGGGGCCAGGGGCAACAUAUCACAGUUGCCCCCUCACCCCUUUGGACACCCACAUUUUGCAUGUAAUUUUUACUUAAGGCCCAUUUUCACAAUAACAUUAGGUAUUGUGACACUGGUGUCACACCUUCUCAAAAGUCGUGACUAUUUGUGAAAGUUGUGGAGACUUUUACACGACUUCUAGUGCUACAACUUCUGACAAUAUUCAAUAACAAUAUUAUAAAAAAUACAAACAAGAGGAUACAUUCUAAAAUCUCCAGCAUUCUCUGUAUAUUGUGUAAAUUAUCAUUAUCACACAAUGUUUAAGAAUUCAAUUCUGUUUCAAAAUUAUGAAAAUAUAAAAUAAUUAAAGAGAAUUCCUUUCAGGUGCAAUAUAAAUGUUUUGAUUUCGAAACGUUAAUUAAUUUGAGGUAUGAAGCAACAAAUACUAUUGUAUGGGUAAUUAUUGAAAAAUUCUAACUCAAUUCAAUUUUAAAUUUCAAUUCAAAAUGAAUCUUGAAAUAUUUCACCAGAAUGAUUGCCGAAGGGUUAGUAGGACAGAAAUUGUGAUAUUUUAAUGUUAUGCAAUAAUAGAUUCAACAUAUUCUUCAAAAUUAGCUGAGAUUUUUUUAUUUAUUUAUUGGAUAUAAUACAAGUCCAGCAGGAAACCUCAAUUACAAGAUUAUAUACAACUUAAAUCCAACAUCAUGGCAUGCAUAAAUUUGGAAAUUCAAUUAUAGAGAUAGAACAUUAGAAAAAAAUUACAGGACUACAUACAGCUUAAAUCUAACAUCAUGGCAAAUACAAGUAUAGGAAUAUAAUUAUAACUAUAGAAGAUUGAAAUAAUUAUUAUACAUUAAGAUAUUUGUUAAUAUUGGUAGAGAGGAGAUCAUUUUCAAUAGUCUUGCAUUGUACAAUGAUGCUCAGUUAUUUGAUUAUAGAACAGUCCGAGAGAACAACUAUUGUAUGUGGGAAUCGAGAAUGCAACUUCUGAAAAUAAUUAUGCCUCUAAUUAGUUUUAUCAGAAAAACAAUUUGGUUCAAAUGCCGCCUCCUCUCAAGACUGUAGAUUGUUUUUGUGUGACAAUUCCUCAUGGUGGAUAUCAUCCCAAAUUUUUAAAUUUAAAUAUUUUGCAAACCACCAUUGACAAGCCUCAAGACUUCAUCAACCCUAUUUUGUCUGAAGCAGAUAUACUCUUUGGUCUGGAUCCCAAAUGACUGAUGUGUAUUUUAGUUUGAAUCUUACAUAAUAAAAUUCAAACUAAAAUAGUUCCUCUAUUUUUAUAUUUAAAAAAUGUCCUCUGUUAUGUCUAUUGUCUCGUAAAGUUAUUAGUUUCAAAGAUUCGUCAUCUGAAUAUUCUAAUCUCAUUCAAGGUAGAUUAUUACUACUUCCACAACUUGGCAAAGGUGAAGUCACAAAAUGUGUGCAUAAUGAACUCGCAUGUAUGUCCAGAUGCAAUAGAUAUAGCAAUGUUCAGAAGCAGAUGCCAUCUUAGCAUUUGCUCUACGGAAGAAACAACGAAAAUCUGAUUGAGAUGGAGGUCAUUGACCCAGAAGCUGAACAUUACCUGUUAUCUUUUCAGUCACCAAAUAAAUACGUUUCGUUAACAAUUUUCUCUCUGAGAAUAGAAAUAGAAGGGCAGGAGUUCUCGAAUGGGUAUGUUAGUAACAAUAUAAACAAAAUACAAAAUAAAAUCUACAUCACUUUUUGCAAUGUGAACCAUCUUACGGCUCCCCAUCGACUGCACUAUACGCAAAAUUACUAUUCUCUUUCGGCAUAGUAAACCUUUACGACUUAAUCCAUCUGAAUGUCUAUAAUUAAAAUUAAUUUUGUAAUGAAACAGAAAACUAAAAAAGUAUAAAUUUUAAUCGACACUUUUUCAUGUAACUUCAUGCCUGAAAAUGGACCAUUCGGGCAACUGCAAUAUGUUUACAAUUUAUUUUUAUUUUGAAAAUUGCGAAGCACAAAUAAAACUUUUUAAUGUGAAAAUGUCCACUAAAGAUGCGCCAAUCUCAGAUGAUUCAAAAGUAUUGUAAAUUUCUUAUUGAAAAUGAAGUGUAAUGUAUUAGAUUUAAUAUUUUUUAUGAAGCUUAAAUAUAUGUUAACACUGUUUCUCGGUCACAUGCGUCUUUAACCCGUGUUAUGUCAUAGUUAUGUUGUAGUUAACGUCACUAGGCCGAUAAACACCAAAUAACCAACCAAGAUUUUUAUUUGUGAAAUCAGGCGCGUGUCAUUCAAUACUUUUCGUAAUAACAUCUUCUUAUAAGAAGAAAAUAAUAUAAAUAAGAAACUCCUUUGCUUUCAAGACAUUGGAGUGCAACGCCAUCUUCUAUUUCAAAUACGAUUCGUUAUAUACGAUACGUUAUACGAUUCUUGCUUAUACGCGACAUUUACUAUACCAAUAUUUUAUUGUAAAAACAUACUAGAAUCGUUUUGUCCCCUAGCCCUAUUUGUUCCCCUGUUCCAUCUGUUCCAUUUCGAGACGAGGCGAUCUUUUAUCAUUGACUAUGUAAACCACGAGCAACGGUGUGCUAGUAACACUGAAUUGCACAAAAACAUGAACUAAUAAAUAGUUCGAUGAUUACUUGGCUUCUUAGUGUCCGUUAAGAAAUUAACGACCGGCGGCCAUUAAGGCUACCUUUUCAUUUUUCUAUGAGGUUGUGUUAUGCAG
This is a messenger RNA of Gryllus bimaculatus (two-spotted cricket), 4543 nucleotides long. The record is from the annotation of a GenBank genome assembly. Lineage: Eukaryota; Metazoa; Arthropoda; Insecta; Orthoptera; Gryllidae.